This is a messenger RNA of Letharia columbiana, 273 nucleotides long. RefSeq lists its product as uncharacterized. NCBI's taxonomy places the organism in Eukaryota, Fungi, Ascomycota, Lecanoromycetes, Lecanorales, Parmeliaceae. The transcript has a single exon. Bases 1 to 273 code for a protein of 90 amino acids. The record is from RefSeq and is a predicted model, not a curated record.
AUGCACCAAUUCUGUUCCCUCGCCGACGAUGCGGGCCUCCCCCUCUGGAUGGCUGAGGCUAGGAAGCCUCUAGAGGACGAGAAGGACACCAUCUCCUUGACCCUGAGAUCUUCGAUCGAUCGAGUGCUUCCAGUCCGCGCACCAAAUGGCAAAGCUAGAGAGAAGCUUACGCAGUUACCUAGAAGGAUCUGUUUGCUUGCAGGCUGCAUAAAUCUGUUCAAUUCCUUCCGGGAGACCGAGACGUUGCAUACAUGUACUUUAUCUGUGGACUGA